UUUUUUUUUUCUUAAAAAAAAACAACAUGGAAGAUAAUUUUGAUAGUUACUCUAUUAUAAAUGAUCCCCGACUUUCAACACAUUCCGCAAUAAAGAAAAGUGAUCCUGAGGAGGAGGGCUUAAUUAAAUUACUAUUUUCUAAAUCCAAAGUUUAUGUUCAUCCUUCAAAUAAUCCUAACGAUUUCAUUCCAGGCUACUUAUCCAUUAUAGAAAAAAAGCCUCAAAGUUACCUGGUUGCAUGGACACCAGAAGCACUGAUUCCAUCUAAAGACAAAGAUGCAUUUGUUCGAGUUGAUGUCAACCCCAAUGACAUUGGAAAUAUUGAAUCAUCUGUCUUAGUUUCAUCAGAUUCAGAGCAGUUUACUUCAUACGCUGUAUCUGUACCAACAUAUGCAAUUCAUUCAUUUCUUAUUAAAGCCCCGUCAUUUUCGAAAUGGUAUGGUAGUAUUGUAAUCAAUUUCAAAGAUGGUCACAGUUCUGGACCCUUUUGGUUCCAUGAUGAUGAAAGCAAGAGUACGAUGCUUCAGAGGAAUACUCAAGGUGGAAAAUUUACUUCGAAUGAUAGAAAUCUAGUUUGUUGGGGUGGUGAUGAGUUUCUUGAAAGAUUAAGUCAAAUUAUCCAAAUCAGAAAGUCAAAUGAUAAUGAAAACCUUUAUUUAAUGGAGGAUGUUCAUGUUAAAGGAAAAGUAACAUCAACAGUCUUAUAUGAGGAAAAACAUAAAGAAGAAGCUAAACCUACUAUAAAUGAUUCAACAUCGCCAUCGUCAUCAUCUAACGCUGCAAAAAAACAAAAUUUUACCCUAUUUGAAUCUACGCAAAUGGAUCCAUUUGUUGCUACUUUAAAAGAGGCACGUUGGAAUAUAUUGGAAAAAUUAUCGAGGGUGACUAAAUUCUCUAGAGAUGCUGCAAUCAGUUUCCUUAAUAAUUCUACAUCACAACCUCUAGUAUCUUUACUUCCUUCAGGUGUCCAAGAACUGUGUGAUAAUGAAACAGUAAAGAGAACUAUUGAUGAUUAUGAUUCAGCUCGUAUCUUUUUAGCUAAAUGGGCAGCUGGUUUAGCAGCUCAAUCAGAAAAUUCAGUACCUCAAGAUAGAAAAUAUCGAAAUGCAGGUGUUUGGGGACAUGAUGGUUGGGAGGAAGAAACUGCACUUGGUGUCUUUGAGGUUUUAAACUCAGAAAAUGAUUUUUCUAUUCCUACUCACACGAGAACGAAGCCUGUAACUGAAGCAGAAUGGAGCUCCUUUUUUGAUAAGAAUGGUAAAUUAACUACAGAUGAAUCGAUUGUAAAAAGAAAAAUAUUUUGUGGAGGUCUAGAGCCAAGUAUUAGAAAAGAAGCAUGGUUAUUUUUGACAGGCGUAUAUCCCUGGACUUCCACUGCUGUUGAGCGGUAUCAAAUUGAUAAGGAGAAAAGGGAGUCAUAUAAAACUUUGAAAGCUAAAUGGGAAGAUGAUGCAGAAUAUAGGAAUACAAAUAUAUUUAAGGAUCAAAAACAUAGAAUAGACAAAGAUGUGCAUCGUACAGAUCGAACUGUGGAUAUUUAUGUUGAUGAAAGCUUGCCAAAUCCAGACCCAUUGAUGAAUAUUGGAACAAACGAAAACCUUGAGAUACUCAAAAGUAUUUUAUGCACCUAUAAUAUAUAUAACACAAAGUUAGGCUACGUACAAGGUAUGUCAGAUUUAUUAUCUCCCCUUUAUGCAGUCAUUAGUGAGGAGCCACUCGCUUUCUGGUCCUUUGUUGGCUUUAUGGAACGCAUGAAGUCAAAUUUCUAUGCUGAUCAGUCUGGAAUGCACAAACAGUUAUUCACUUUAGAUCUUCUACUUCAAUUUAUGGACCCCGCAUUAUAUAAGCAUUUCCAACGUACAGAUAGUUGCAAUUUCUUCUUUUGUUUUAGAUGGUUAUUAGUUUGGUAUAAACGCGAGUUUCCAUGGUUAGACACAUUGCUUCUAUGGGAGGUUCUUUGGACUGAUUACUUAACAGAUAAAUUUCAUUUAUUUAUUGCAUUAUCCAUCCUAGAUCAGCAUCGUGAUGUAAUUAUUGAAUAUUUGAAAAAUUUUGACGAGAUUUUGAAAUAUAUCAAUGAUUUAUCAAUGACAAUUAAUUUACAAGAAACACUACAACGUGCAGAGAUUCUUUAUCAUCAAUUCAAACAAUGCGUUGAAGCUGUUGAUAAUAAGAAGAGCAAGUUGCAAGCAUUAUUAUCAAUAGAUGAUAAACAUAAUGACGAUAGCUUAACGAAAACACAAAGAGAAGAAAUCAAAAAUGAUCUCAGUAAAUUGCCAAUUAUUAAUGAGCUAUUACGCGAUAUAUUGAAGCCAUCCUAUACAAUUAUAAAUAAUGAAAAGCCAUAAAUCUAUUGAAAAAAUAGCGUAUUUGUUGUAUUUAUCGGAAUGAGGGAAAGGGGCGGAGGGGGGCGAUAGUUUCUUUUAUUAUUGAAUUAGUAAUAACUAUUCCAUAAAUAAAAAGAAAAAAUUAUUAUUAUUAUUUUCUUUU
Molecule: messenger RNA, 2490 nt
Organism: Cokeromyces recurvatus
Lineage: Eukaryota; Fungi; Mucoromycota; Mucoromycetes; Mucorales; Mucoraceae
Product: rab-GTPase-TBC domain-containing protein
Exons: 11
Coding region: 27-2348 (773 amino acids)
Biological process (GO): activation of GTPase activity
Molecular function (GO): GTPase activator activity
Source: RefSeq, a predicted model, not a curated record